Messenger RNA from Ctenopharyngodon idella (grass carp), 1748 nucleotides. RefSeq names its product secretion associated, Ras related GTPase 1Ab (gene sar1ab). Lineage: Eukaryota; Metazoa; Chordata; Actinopteri; Cypriniformes; Xenocyprididae. Gene Ontology annotation, biological process: membrane organization; endoplasmic reticulum to Golgi vesicle-mediated transport; intracellular protein transport. The transcript has 7 exons. The record is from RefSeq and is a predicted model, not a curated record. Gene Ontology annotation, cellular component: endoplasmic reticulum exit site; COPII vesicle coat. Gene Ontology annotation, molecular function: GTP binding; GTPase activity. Bases 175 to 771 code for a protein of 198 amino acids.
UUUAGCAACCAGAUGACAACGCAUUAACCUACAAUCGAUCAGAGACCACCCUAUGCACACAACUACGCAGUUCCGGUUAAACGUCAAAUUCGGGCUGGUGUUUAGCAGAAGAACACAGACCGGACUGACUGGUCUACUACUCACACGGACCCUUCCAGGGAGCAGGCUACGAAAAUGUCUUUCAUAUUUGAUUGGCUGUACAGAGGAUUCAGCAGUGUGUUACAAUUAUUAGGACUCUAUAAAAAGUCUGGGAAAUUAGUUUUUCUUGGAUUAGACAAUGCUGGAAAAACAACAUUAUUGCACAUGCUUAAAGAUGAUCGACUUGGGCAGCAUGUCCCAACACUUCACCCUACAUCUGAGGAACUGACUAUUGCUGGGAUGACUUUCACAACAUUUGACCUGGGAGGUCAUGCUCAAGCAAGAAGAGUUUGGAGAAAUUAUCUUCCAGCAAUAAAUGGGAUAGUGUAUCUUGUUGACGUUGCUGACCAUGAACGACUACUAGAAGCCAAAAUUGAGUUGGAUGCCCUCUUAACUGAUGAAACCAUCUCCAAUGUGCCAAUCCUUAUUUUGGGGAAUAAAAUUGACCGGCCAGAAGCAAUUAGUGAGGACGCGCUGAGAGGAAUGUUUGGUCUUUAUGGACACACCACUGGAAAGGGGAAUGUAUCACUGAAAGAACUCAACCUGAGGCCAAUGGAAGUCUUUAUGUGCAGUGUGUUGAAGAGACAAGGAUAUGGUGAAGGUUUUCGAUGGCUAUCUCAGUAUAUUGAUUAACAUAUUUAAUGUGUUUAUUAAUUCAUAACUGAUGUAUCCUUAUUUAUUAAUUGAUUAUUUAUCUUGUAAUGAAACUAAGUAACCAGGGGUGUUAUAUAUUAUCUGAGCCUAUAAAAUCCAGUGUGGUGAUAGAUCAGUAUCUGAGAUAUGCAUUUAUUUAAUAAGCUACGGUAGCAAUUACUUACACUUUUACUUUUUUAAGGUGCAAUUUAUGCUGUUUACUUUUCUAAAAGGGUUAGAAAUACAGCAUCCUUUAACAGUUGACCGUGCUGGGUUAUUUUAAGGGAUGGCAUCCUGUAACGUUGUUCACCUGAGUGUCAGUUUUAUACCCUGCCAAAUGUUAAACAUACCUUUAUACAUUUGAUUUAAGGACUUCUAAUCAGGUGAAUAUCACUUGUGCUGUGAAAUUCUGAUGUCACAAUCAUUAGAUGAUACAGAAUCAGUGUUUUUUCAUGUUACAUGUUACAUUACCUCAGUGCCUUAAUGCUGGUGGCUCUUCCUAGUGCUGUAUUUCCCACUUGUUUAAAGGAAAUACUUCUGAAGGUGUGGACUGCCAAAGUAUACAUGCUUGCUUAUCAAAUUUGCCUGAGAUUUACAAUUAAAUAUUUAUACCUAAUAUUUAAAACUACAAAUGUUUGAUUUGUAUGUAGUAUUUUGAUAUGCGCUGAUGUAUUCUUCAUUUUCAGUGAUGUUUCUACAUUAGCCUGUUUCAACACUAAACUACCUGAAUAAUUGUGCAAUAAGUACUUUUUGACUGUCAGCUGUGACUUAUUGCAGUUAUGACAUGAAAGUACAUAGUUUUUUUUUUUGUCAUAUUACUAGGUCACUUACCCCUAUUUGUAAAUAGGCUUAUGUGAAAGGAUUGGGAUUUUCAAUACUGCUUAUCUUUUGAAAUGGCUAAUUAUGUACGUGCCAUUUGUAGCACCUUGUAGCAUGCACUGAAGUAGGCAACACAAAUAAAAUAUUUUGAAUUUUCA